Molecule: messenger RNA, 899 nt
Organism: Merops nubicus (carmine bee-eater)
Lineage: Eukaryota; Metazoa; Chordata; Aves; Coraciiformes; Meropidae
Gene: ATP6AP1L
Product: ATPase, H+ transporting, lysosomal accessory protein 1-like
Exons: 5
Cellular component (GO): proton-transporting V-type ATPase complex
Source: RefSeq, a predicted model, not a curated record
GUCGACGCUAUGAUGGUGGUGUGAAGCCCAAAUUUAAUGUAAAUCAAGUAGGAAUUCCACAGGUUGCUGGCUACAACUUGAGCAGGAGAGGACAGUGGGAAGGAGCCUGGAGGCCGUUCACACACAGCCACUACAGUCCUCUCAACGUCACAGUCAAUGGCAUCCCCUGCAUUCUCUUCCGGGCCAAGAGGAUCAUGAUUAAGUUUGAAAACCACACACAGCUGGAUUUGACAGAGAAGACGUUUGGUGUCCAUGCAACAGUGGAUGUUGGAGAUUCAAACUGCAGUGAAGACAAUGCAAUGCUUUCUCUGAAGUUUGGUGACAUUGGCAAUCUAAAAGGACUUGUUAUUAGAUUCUUAUUAACAACCAACUAUUACCAGCUGUCUGUUCAGAACUGGUUCAGUUUACACAGACUCCAGCUGCUUUACAACCACUCCAUACAAGCCACGUUUAAUGCAACCAGGAUCUAUGCACCAUCCAGUUACUCCUACCACUGUGAACACGUGAGCAGCUUGCAGAGAUACAAUGCACUCCUCAUUCCCAGCUCUGCGAACGAUCUGUCAAAGCUUUGGGAAGUCACUUUCAUUGAUUUCCAGAUUCAAGGCUUUAACAUUCAGGAAGGACAUUUUGCCUAUGCGAAAGACUGCGCGUCCUUUUUCUCUCCAGCAGUCCUGAUGGGGUUGGUGAUGUCCCUCAUUCUGCUCCUGGUUCUCGCCUACGCUCUUCACAUGUUGCUCCACCUGAAGUCUCUCGACAGGCACUAUGAGUACAAAGCUUCUCCUGCCUAUUUUGGACAGAUGAAAGACAGUGACAUGGGGGAUGAGAAAGAGCCACUGAGAAGCAGUGGAAAUGAGUGCUAUGAACUUAGAAGCCAACAGUUCUGUAAAAUUUAUAUUUAG